Messenger RNA from Neoarius graeffei (lesser salmon catfish), 1233 nucleotides. RefSeq names its product gamma-taxilin-like. Lineage: Eukaryota; Metazoa; Chordata; Actinopteri; Siluriformes; Ariidae. Bases 16 to 987 code for a protein of 323 amino acids. Gene Ontology annotation, biological process: regulation of cell cycle. The record is from RefSeq and is a predicted model, not a curated record. Gene Ontology annotation, molecular function: syntaxin binding. The transcript has a single exon.
GUUUUUACAAAGGAUAUGGCUACUGUAAUUAUAAUUGUGUGCAAGAAGAAGAAGAACAUGAUGGAGACUACUAGUGUAUGUGGAAUGGAGGCAGCCACACGUGGCCUUGUGGAGGGUAGCAGUUCCCCUCCAGCUAGUGUGACUCCUUCUCAAGAUAACCUUGGGGAGUUUGGAGGACUGAUUAACUCCUGCUGCAACGAGGAGGUAAGAGGGGAGACACCUGGGAGAGAAGAUUGCCAGAUUGACCCCCUUGAAGGCGAACUGGACUCGAGUGGUGAUCAGAACAAGGACCAAAAUAUGUUUGGAAAAGAGGUGCUGUUACUGAUGCAAGCCCUUCACACUUUAGGACCACCUACAGUAUAUACCUACUAUGCUCUUUGCAAAAAGUAUGCUGACCUGCUAGAAGACAGUCGCAGUAUGCAGAAGCAAGUGAAGGUGCUGCAGAAGAAGCAGACACAGGUCCUCAAAGAGAAGAUCCAUCUUCAGAGUGAACACAGCAAGGCUAUUCUGGCUCGCAGCAAGCUGGAAAGCCUUUGCAGGGAACUACAACGGCACAACAAGACCCUGAAGGAGGAGAACACCCAGCGGUUCAGAGAAUACGAAGAGAGGCGUAAGGAGGCCACACUUCAUUUUCAGAUGACUCUCAAUGAGAUCGAAAUGCAGAUGGAGCAGCACAAUAACCACAACACCAAGCUGAGGCAGGAGAACAUGGAGCUUGCUGUGAAACUCAAGAAGCUCAUUGAGCAGUAUGAGCUGCGGGAAGAGCACAUUGACAAGGUGUUCAAGCACAAGGAGCUUCAGCAGCAGCUGGUUGAUGCAAAUCUUCAGAGGACGGCCGAGCUGAUGAGAGAGGUGGAAGAGAAGCAGCAGAAAGAGAGAGAACUUCUCCUGAAAGAUGCGACAGAAUCAAGAAACCUUUAUUCAUUACAUGCACACUUCAAGCACAGUGAAAUUCACCCUCUGCAUUUAACCCAUCUGAAGCAGUGAACACACUCAGAGCAGUAGGCAGCCACACCAGAGCGCUCGGGGAGCAGUCAGGGGUCGGGUACCUUGCUCAAGGGCACCUCAGCCCAAGGCCGCCCCAUGUUAACCUAACUGCAUAUCUUUGGAUUGUGGGAGAAACCGGAGCACCCGGAGAACAUGCAAACUCCACACAGAAAGGCCCUCGCCGGCCGCUGGGUUCGAACCCGGAACCUUCUUGCUGUGAGGCAACCGUGCUAACCACUACACCAC